Messenger RNA from Lasiosphaeria miniovina, 243 nucleotides. Its product is annotated as cytochrome c oxidase biogenesis protein Cmc1-like protein. Gene Ontology annotation, cellular component: mitochondrion. The coding region runs from base 1 to 243 and encodes 80 amino acids. The transcript has 2 exons. Lineage: Eukaryota; Fungi; Ascomycota; Sordariomycetes; Sordariales; Lasiosphaeriaceae. The record is from RefSeq and is a predicted model, not a curated record.
AUGCAUCCUCACCUCCACACUAAAGACAACACUGGGUGCGAAGAGGUCAUGGUCGCGCUCGAGGAAUGUCACGCCAGAGGAUUCAUGUGGAAAGCCAUAGGGAUGUGCACCAGCCAGAAGGAUAACCUCACCAAAUGCCUCAAAGCCGAGCGUUUCAAGAACCAGACGGCGAACCGAAACGAGGUCCAAAGCAGGAAGGAUCGGGUGCGGCAGCUAUGGAAAGAAAUCGACGAGACCUCCUGA